Doryrhamphus excisus (bluestripe pipefish) is the source of this 1756-nucleotide messenger RNA. Its product is annotated as 26S proteasome non-ATPase regulatory subunit 11A-like. Gene Ontology annotation, molecular function: protein binding. NCBI's taxonomy places the organism in Eukaryota, Metazoa, Chordata, Actinopteri, Syngnathiformes, Syngnathidae. The record is from RefSeq and is a predicted model, not a curated record.
AGUCUUAAAGAGGAAGAAGAAAAACCAGGUAUGGCCGGUUGAGGGCAGCAUUGUUCCAACAACCUGAACAGAACACUAAGCAGCAGAGUGGAGGGAAGUGUGGCCGGGCAGGUACAGGAAAGAUGGCAGCCGCGGCAGUGGCUGAGUUUCAGAGAGCACAGUCACUGCUUGGAUCAGACCGGAAUGCCUCCAUCGACAUCUUGCAUUCAAUAGUAAAGCGGGACAUCCAUGGCAGUGAUGAGGAGGCUGUGCGGGUUAAAGAGCAAAGCAUCUUGGAGCUGGGUGGAUUGCUGGCCAAGACAGGACAGGCUACAGAGCUCGGUGGCCUGUUGAAGUACGUCCGACCAUUCCUCAACUCCAUCUCCAAGGCCAAAGCAGCCAGGCUGGUCCGCUCCCUGCUUGACCUGUUCCUGGAUAUGGAUGCUGCCACAGGACAGGAAGUGGAACUCUGCCUGGAGUGCAUAGAAUGGGCCAAGGCUGAGAAGAGGACCUUCCUCAGACAGGCUCUAGAGGCGCGGCUUGUUUCACUAUAUUUCGACACAAAGUGUUACCAAGAGGCCCUACAACUUGGCUCUCAGUUGCUGCAGGAGCUAAAGAAGAUGGAUGACAAAGCCCUACUGGUGGAGGUCCAGCUGCUGGAGAGUAAAACAUAUCACGCCCUCAGUAACCUGCCCAAAGCCCGAGCCGCUCUCACGUCAGCCAGGACAACCGCCAACGCCAUCUACUGCCCACCAAAACUCCAAGCAGCUUUAGAUAUGCAGUCAGGGAUCAUUCACGCAGCAGAGGAGAAAGACUGGAAGACGGCUUACUCCUACUUUUAUGAGGCCUUUGAGGGCUAUGACUCCAUUGACAGUCCUCGAGCCAUUACAGGACUCAAAUACAUGCUUCUCUGCAAAAUCAUGCUCAAUGCACCAGAGGAUGUACAGGCCCUCAUCAGUGGCAAGCUUGUUCUGCAGUACGCUGGCAGACAGACAGAUUCUUUGAAAUGUGUGGCGCAGGCAAGCAAGAAUCGAUCACUUGCAGACUUUGAAAAGGCACUAACAGAGUACAAAGCAGAACUGAGGGACGAUCCCAUCAUCCGAAACCAUCUGACCAAACUCUAUGACAACCUGCUGGAGCAGAACCUCAUCAGGGUCAUUGAACCUUUCUCCAGGGUCCAGAUAGCCCACAUUUCCUCCCUCAUUAAACUCUCCAAGGGAGAUGUUGAGAGGAAAUUAUCACAGAUGAUUCUGGACAAAAAGUUUCAUGGUAUUUUAGACCAAGGUGAAGGUGUGCUCAUUGUCUUUGAUGAACCUGCGGUGGACAAGACAUAUGAGGCAGCCCUGGAGACCAUUCAGAAUAUGAGCAAGGUGGUGGACUCGCUUUACAAUAAAGCCAAGAAGCUAACAUAAGUGACUAAAACCAGCAGUGUGGAGUGUCGUGGGCCAGUCAGACACACCCCUGCAGGGAAGAAGGAAGGGAUGAAGGGGAUAAAGACGUUUAAAAAGACUCGAUGAACCUCAGGAGACACUCCAACAGAGGACACACUGCUCCCUUCCAUUCCUCUGCUCUCUUUUCCUCUUCUUGUUCCUAUCAGGUUGGGUGUACAUCCUUAUGGACAGAUAUAGGCGCCACGGCCCCUCUUCCUCAGCUGAUGGCUGCUACUAUAUGUAAAAUAGGUCAAAUAUCCUCUUUAUCUUUGUUUUCCUUACCUUUUUCCUUGUGCUGGCCAUCAGGGAAUCUUGUAAAAAAUAAUAAACAAUAUACAUGAACCGCA